AAUGUGCACUGGCCCUUUAAGGGUUUAAGGAUUUGGGAGUGACGCGGAUAUGAAACCUAGUUUAUCUUUCCUUCCCUUCGCUAUGAAAAAUAUUUGGACAAACUAGACUAACAGCUGUGUGCACACGUAAUUGCUCAAUUAUGUUACCGGUUUACAUGACUUGUUGAAGGAAGCGACGCUUCUGCGAAGAAGUCUUAUUUGCUUCCCUCCCUCCCGACGCCGCCGCCUCGGGAUUAUACUCGAAUAACUUUGGAGAAGUUCUUUGUAUUCGGGGCGGUCGAGAGGCUUGGCCAGCGGGCUGAACAUGGACUGGGGCACCGAGCUUUGGGACCGAUGUGAUGUCAUCGAGAAGCACACACAGUCCGGCCUGGAGCUGGCGGAGAAGUAUGUGAAAUUUGUGAAGGAGAGGACAGAGAUUGAGCAAAGCUAUGCCAAGCAGCUGAGGAACCUGUCGAAGAAAUUUAAUCUAAAACGGAUCGGCAAAGAUGAGCAAGAUGGCAGGUUCACCAGCUACCAGUCGUUUAUGGACAUCCUGAACGAGAUGAACGACUAUGCCGGCCAGAGGGAGCUGGUGGCCGAGAACAUGCUGAUGAACAUUUGCGCCGAGCUCACCAAGUACCUGCAGGAGGUCAAGCUGGAGCGAAAGUCGUAUCUGACGGAGGCCAAGAAGGCCCAGCAGGCGUUGGAGAGCACCAGCAAGCAGCUAGAAACCAGUAAAAAGCGCUUUGAGCGAGAAUGGCGAGAAGCAGAACGCGCGGCGCAGUAUGCCGACAAGACGGAUCAGGACAUCAACGCCACGAAGGCGGAUGUUGAAAAGGCGAAACAACAAGCUCACAUGAGGGCGCACGUCGCCGAGGAGUGUAAGAACGACUAUGCUGCGCAACUCCAGAGGUUCAACAAGGAGCAGAAGCAGUUCUAUUUCACCGACAUGCCGCUCAUCUUUAAUAAACUGCAAGAACUUGACGAGAGGCGAGUGCGUAAGUUGGCGCAGGGCUACGUCCUGUUCUCCGACACGGAGAAGCAGGUGAUGCCAAUCAUCGGCAAGUGCCUGGACGGGAUCACCAAAGCCGGCACUAAUGUUAACGAGAAGAAUGACUCCAUGAUUGUCAUCGAGCAGAACAAGUCAGGAUUUGAGCGUCCGGGUGACGUGGAGUUUGAGGACUUUAGUCAGGGCAUCAAUAGAGCGUCGUCCGACAGCAGUCUGGGGACGCCCAAAGGCCCCAUGGACCUUUUGGGGAAGAAUCGAAGCAAAAACUUUUGGCUUUUCAGCAAAAAGUCAAAGAAGUUCACCCCAGAGAGGCUCGCCUCGCCCGCGGUGACUGAGGACUUCACCCACCUCCCUCCAGAGCAGCGCAGAAAGAGGCUGCAGCAGAAACUGGAUGAAAUUGGCAAAGAUUUGCAGAAGGAAAUAGAUAGUAGUGAGGCCCUGGGGAAGAUGAAGGAUGUUUAUGAGAAAAAUCCUCAAUUGGGAGACCCCGCCAGUCUGGCAUCCCAAAUCAGUCAGACGGCCCAGAAUAUAGAGCGUCUCAGGGGGGAGCAAAGCAAGUAUGAGAUAUGGCUAGCCGAGGCGGGAGGUCGAGGAGACACACCACGCUAUAAAUCCCACUCCUUCAACAACAACGACGGUCACGAAACGCUCAGCCCGGAUGGAGCGCACUCUGACGGAGGCACACCUGACCCCUCCCACGCCAUCUACGCAGAGUUUGACGAUGACUUUGAGGAUGAGGAAGUCACGGCUCCAAUUGGGACCUGCACCGCCAUGUACAACUUUCCCGGCGCCAGUGAGGGCACCAUCUCCAUGCAGGAGAGCGAGGUGCUGGCGGUGGUGGAGGAAGACAAAGGUGACGGCUGGACACGUGUACGUAGGAGCAACGGCGACGAAGGCUACAUCCCAACCUCCUACGUCACCAUCUCCCUCAAUAAAUGACACGCAGCGUGAGAGGACACAAACUAAAAACUACUUGCAUUCCUUCCCUACGGGAGCCAUCACGAUGCAACGACAGCGCUUAUGAGCGGGACCGGGAAGUAGGGAGGAGAAAAAUAAGGUAAUUGUCCCCAAUUAGCAAGAGCGUGGUGCUAACGAAUGCUCUUUUUGUCAUCGCCAGUUAACCACACCACAGAACACCACAGUGAUAUGUAACCUUUUCAAUGAACAAUGAAUGAAAACAUGUAAAUAUGCAACAUUUUUAUGUGGCUUUAAUAGCACUUGUGAGAGCAGGAAGUCUCUGAGGGGAAUGAGUGACAUUUUGUUUGUUGACAGCACACGUCCUUGUUGAGACAAUCGCAGCCAUAUCACACUAUUCUACAUCCCACCUAUAGCGGUAACAUAAAGGACAUAGGGCUUUUCUACUCAAUGUAAUUUAUUGCAAAUCUUUAUGUCCCAUUUGUCAGAUGUUGCGCUUUGAAUAAGGAUUUUUUUAAAACGUGCACACACACAUAGUGGCGGACAAUGUAGUCACAAAAGGGAGCAGAUAUAGUGGCGGUUGUAUUUAUGUAAAUAUAUGCUUUAGAUACCACUAUUGUCUUAUUUAACCUUUCAGAGGACGUCGCUAAUAAUGGUGAGGCUCGUCAUUUUCUUCAUACUUUCUGAAGUUGUUUUUAAAUGUUCUUCGAGAAAGCAUUUCUCAAGCUUUGGUGCCUUUCAGGUUGAAAUGAUUAUUAUUGUUAUUAUUAUUAUUAUUAUGUGUGUAUAUAUACCAUUUUUGCAUUAAGAUAUUUUCUUGGUUCAAAACUAAAUAAAUCUGGAGCACAUUUCAAAAGAUACAUGCCUCAUUUAUGCUCUUACAGAAUCAUUUGUUAAAUAUAUACACUAUUAUUUAUAUUUAUUUUAUUCUGAAUAUAUUUUAAAUAAUGGUCAGUUAUUAUAGUAUUUUUUUUAUUGAUAAAUUGAUUUGGUAGUGUGUUGUAUUUUUUAAAUACGUCUAUAACUAUACAAAUGUAUAGGUGUUUCAGGGGUCUCAAGGUCAAUGAAAUGUCAUUUACGCUUUAUUUUAUUAAAUUUCUACUAUGAAUAUAAUACUGUUUUAUACUGUUAAUAUAAUUUGACAAAUAAAAAAGCCAAGUUUAUUUGACAAUUAUGCAUUUUUGUAAUUGUAAAAAAAAAAAAAAAAAGAUGUAUACUUAUUUAAUUAGAAUAAUGCAUAGCUGUUUUUAAGGUGCCUCGAGGUCUUGGUAAGUAAGGAUAUACAUAUUUCAUAUUUUUCUGUUUGGAAAUUAACAUUUAUUAGAUAAUUAGAAAGAAUUUAGUGUUACACUGUUGUAAUAUGUUUAUAAUAUUCAUACACAUUUUUAUAUUCUAACACUUGAUUUUUAGAUUAGGUAUACUCAAGUAAAAUUCUGCAUGUAAUUUGAUCAUUAUUUAUAGGUUCCUUUUAGGUCUUUCAAGGCCCAGUUAUAGUAAUUUUUUCUGGAUGGAUUUUUAAUUUUUUCUAAAUAGACAUACUGUACAGUACAAAAAGGUCACUAGGUGGCACUAUUGCAUCUUUCCUAAGUAACAUUGCAUUCAAACUAUCUUCUUUGCAAGAUUAUGUUUUCAACACAGGUCUGGUGGCACAUUUGCAAGAUUCAUUAGAUUGCACAUUAGAUUUGGAGGAUUUAGAUUUAGUUUAAAGUUGAACUGAGUUCUUCUUAUAGCCAAAAGAACAUCCUGCUAUACAGGAUAAGAUCAUUUGAAUGCAAAGCCUUUAAAGGUCACACACUAUAUUCAUGGGGCUCCUUCUUUUGGAUGCUACAGAAUGUGCCAUGCUGGCACCUCAGAUGAUGAAUCCCAUAGGAUUCACAACUUUCACAACUACAACAACUUGUCCUACCCUUAAACUUUGAUAGUUUGUUACUUUUUCCCCAUAAGAAUGAAUAAAAAUUGAAUUAAUCAGCUCCCGGCUCAUACUCUGGCCAUCACGAAACCUUUAUUAGCUGUAGUGGUCAUGUUUUAAGUGUAAAAAGAAGUUAACUGCCACAAUAAAUUGCAUGCAGACCCUUAGCUUUGAUCAAUUUGCAAUGGAGAUGAUUAACAUAGUUUUGAUACAUCUACCUGAUCGCACAGCUAAUGACUGGGAUUACACUGCAGCGCUCCACUGGCUCGGAACGUUCACAAAAAGAAGAUAAAGAGCUGUACGACAUUAGCGGUCCACGCAGAGGGAAUAAAUCACAAAUUAGCUGCCUCGGUCAUAGGAUAUAAUGAGCAUUUUAUAAUAAAUGUUUUUAAAUUAUGUGUUUUUUUUACGUGAUGUCCUUUUUUUGCAUUUAGCAUGACUGUACAUAAUACAUGGAAAUGUUACAAAUGAAACUGAAGUAAUAUCUGCCCAUGUGGUUCAUUUAUAUUAGCAAAUACUAAGAACAAAAAAGGAAAAUAAUUCAGCCUUGAAAAAAAUUAAAUAUAUUACAAAAACAAAAAUAAAAUAUAAUUGACCCAUACAAUUAAGUAUUUUUUUUUUUUUUUUAUUUGUCAUAUUAAUUUUUGAUUCAUUUUAUUGUAAUUUUUAAAAUUAUGUUUAGCUUUAUGUCUUUUUUUUUCUUUCGAAGAAACGUGUCUGUACAUAAUAAUAAUACAAAAAUGUUUUAAAUGAAACUGAACUGAUAUCUGCCCGGUUGGUUCAUUAAUAAUAAUAGUAAUUACUAGGAAAAAUUAGAAAAAAAAUGAGUAAAAUAAUUCUGCCUUGAAAUAAAUAAAAUAGAGUUUAAAAAUUUACAUUAAAAAAACAUUAAUCAUAGUAAUUUUGGACAUAAACAAACACAUGGAAAAAGUAAAACAAAAUAAAAUAAAAAAAAAAUUGAAGAAAAUACAACCUUGAUACAAAAAAAAUGGAAGCAUAAAUACAUUUUAUAAAAAUAAAUAAAGAAAAAUCAAAUUAAAGAAACCAAACAAUUUGAGCCUUAUAAAUAAAGGAAAUUAAUGAAUUAUUGCAUACAUUAAUUAAUAACUAGAAUUAAGAGAUUGUGGUACAUGGUUUUGGUGGAGUUAAGAGAUAAAAUGCAUACACUUCCAGUAUGUUAGACUGCUAAUAAUAAGGACCAUUACUCAGCUCAGGCCAGUUAAAUAUGACGAUGACAUGGAAAUAAAAGGCUAUACAGCAGC
This is a messenger RNA of Dunckerocampus dactyliophorus (ringed pipefish), 5074 nucleotides long. It is a transcript of the gene trip10a, whose product is annotated as thyroid hormone receptor interactor 10a. The transcript has 15 exons. NCBI's taxonomy places the organism in Eukaryota, Metazoa, Chordata, Actinopteri, Syngnathiformes, Syngnathidae. Gene Ontology annotation, molecular function: protein binding. The coding region runs from base 305 to 1927 and encodes 540 amino acids. The record is from RefSeq and is a predicted model, not a curated record. Gene Ontology annotation, biological process: signal transduction.